This is a messenger RNA of Macrosteles quadrilineatus (aster leafhopper), 2974 nucleotides long. RefSeq names its product protein phosphatase 1 regulatory subunit 7 (gene sds22). NCBI's taxonomy places the organism in Eukaryota, Metazoa, Arthropoda, Insecta, Hemiptera, Cicadellidae. The coding region runs from base 170 to 1228 and encodes 352 amino acids. The transcript is spliced from 10 exons. The record is from RefSeq and is a predicted model, not a curated record. Gene Ontology annotation, molecular function: protein binding.
GAGAUUUUGGGGAUUUUGUAUUAUUCUGUCAUUUUGAUUAUAUUAUUGUUAUUAAUUAAGUCUACCUUUCUUCUCAAUUAAUCACAACUAAAGUGUUUUUCUUAAUAAGGUUUCGUCAAAUCAUUGAAUUUAAUUUAACUUAAAGUGUUGUUUAAUUGAAUCUCUGACAAUGGAGAACUCAGAUACCCCACUAACACCACCCGCACCAACUCAUGUAAGGAAAUCCGUAAGUGUGGACACUACCGUUAGUGUGGAUGACCCAAAUAACUCAGGUGGCGAUGCUGGUAAUCAAGAAGAAGAACAGAGCAUUGAAGACCUCAUAAUCGACGUAGACUGUGAGGAAGAAAAAAACAUUGAAGAUCUUAAAAUUGAGGUAGAUUGUGAGGAACUCGAUCUCAACCACAGAAGAAUCCAAAAGCUUGAGGAUUUGGAACCUCUCAGGUGUAUAGAACGUCUGUACCUUCGCUGGAAUCUGAUAAAAAAGAUUGAGAAUCUGUCCACAUUGACUACUCUGAAAGAAUUGGAACUUUACGACAAUCAAAUCACCUGCAUAGAGAAUCUUGACACCUUGGUAAAUCUGGAGAUUCUAGACUUGUCUUUUAAUAGGAUCAAAGAAAUAACUGGACUAGAACAAUUACAGAAGUUAGAAAAGCUUUAUCUCUGCUCAAAUAAAAUUUCCAAAAUAGAAAAUGUAAAUCACUUGAAAAACUUGAACCUGCUGGAGCUUGGAGAUAAUAAGAUAAGGGUUGUUGAAAAUCUAGAAGGUCUUGAUAACCUGGAAAAACUUUACCUAGGAAAGAACAAAAUCACAAAAAUUGAAAAUAUACAUACGCUAACAAAAUUAACGUGUGUUAGUUUUCAGGCCAAUAGGCUGACAGAGAUCAGCGGAUUGGACAAGCUCACUGAACUGGAAGAACUUUACCUCUCAGAGAAUGGAAUCACAAAGAUCGAGAACUUGGAGAACAACACCAAACUGACCACACUGGACUUGGCGCAGAACAAAAUCACGUCAGUUGAGAACAUCAGCCAUCUUGAGUUACUAGAGGAGUUCUGGCUCAACGACAACAACGUGACUGAUUGGAACUCUUUGGACGUCUUGGCUAACAACAAGAAGCUGGUGACCGUGUAUCUGGACCACAACCCCAUCAGCAAGGACACCAACUACAGGCGGAAGCUGAAACUGAUAAUCCCGUGGAUUACGCAGAUAGACGCAACCCUAGCUAGAUAAGUCCUCUUCAGAUACAUGCUGGUUCUUCUACAAUGCAGUGAAACCCAAGGGCUGCAGACUGCACUUAAAGACCAAGUCACUUACAACUCCAUUGUAUGCUGCAAACCAUCUGGUUCUACAAUUAGUUGCUAAAGACAUUGACAUUUUUGUUUAAGGUUUUUAAAGUUAUGUUAUUCGCGCAAGUUAAAACAGUAUUUAGACAAUGAGACAUUUUUCCAAAUGUUAAGUUGAGGUACCAUAUUUAUUUAUAAUAAACUUGAGAAUGAUAAGGUUAAGUGAAUUUGUAUAUCUUGUGAAUACUGUAUUAGAUUGUAUUUAUGGAUCAGCAAAUGUUAACUACUUAAUAUUAUUGUAUGUAAAACUUAACCUGUUGCAGUUGUAACUUGCACAAGUGUAUGAAUGUUAAACAGUUAAAGAGUUAAAACUGUCGUUAGACUGGUCAAACUGGACGGAUAUUUCUUAAUUUUUUAACAGGUUAAAAUAAGUUUAGCCUACGGCUUUUUUAUUCUUACAUUUGCUUGUCCACAUAGGCCUGUGCCUGGAAUAUAAGAAGCGAAGAAAGGAACGAGCUCGUCUCGGUAGAACCAGUGCAAGCUUUGGUCAGGGCUAGAUCCCAAAAAUCAAUGCAUUUUAUCUACGUGACAAUGCCCCCCCUCUAGGUAUAGCUUGAAGUAAUGUGUAAAACAGUUCUGGGCUAGAGCUAGCAUCCUAAAAAGUAAAGUUGGAGGGGGGGGGAUGAGCUGGUACAGUAUAAUAUUGGAAUGACGCCUCUGGGACGCGGACCCACAGUGCUGUCUCCACCACUGAGCCGCUAACCGCCAUAUUUAUUCAAUUGAAUUACAUAUAGUGGCAUGUCUGAUUUUUAAAACUAAAUAUGUACCACUAAAACCUGAUUAUUAUACUGCAAGUUUAAUUUCAUUUUACAAAAUUGUAGAUAAAAUCUGACAAUCAAAUCUCUAAUUUUAGUAUAAUGCACCGAAAUAUGUUAAAACCAUGUUUUUUUUAUUGUUUCUUGAAAUUAAGGAAAAUUUUGACAAUUCAAGAUAUUAUAUGAUUUGUUUUCAAAUUGUAUGAAGUUUAAUCACAUGAUUAUAGACUGUGCAUUUGUGAUUCUCUAUUUAUUUCAAUACCUUAAAAUCUUUUUUGCCAUAUUGCAGCAAAAACAGCCAUAUUUAAUAGAUGCCUUCCAGGUCUAAAGUAGUACUUUAACCCCCUAGGGAUAAAAAAACCAUAUUAGUCCCUAGGGCUUGAUAAUAGCAAUCAUAAUUAUUUAUCGAUUGAUUUAAUCAGCUGCAGUUUAUUGUUGCAUUCUUGACAAUAUAUUGAUACAGUAGAGAGUCGAAAAUCUGAACGUCAAAAAUCUGAACCGCUCCUGAGCAUUUAAAAAAAUUGAAUUACACAUUAGCAUAGAACUAGUACAUUGCUAGAAUUAGUAGUAUAGAGACAACAGAUGUUUUACAAUUUCACGAGCCAAACAGUCGGCGCCUGGCAGGGAAAUGAGUGAACAUGCCGAGCCAGUCUGUUUUGUUCGUUUCCAAUGUAUAAGCUCUACAGUUAUAUAACAAAAAUACCUAAGUACAAAAAUCAUUAUUUUUAUUUCAUUGACUGUAUCCUAGAACUGUAUUUUUAAUACUGUAGGCCUAAGUAGUGAUGUGGGCCGGGAAUAUUCCCAGUGGGAGGGAACUUAUAAAAUGGGAAUAUUGCCGGGAAUAUUUUUUUGGCCCAAAACUGGGAAUAUUCCCAAAA